GUACCGUACAUGCACUCGACUCUUGCACUGCGCUGCCCAUUGAUUUCCCGCGAAACUAGAAUAGUGCAGUAGUACAGUGCAUGGGGAUUAUGUGUUGAAUUUCCGCUCGCAAAUCUAGUUGUGCAUGCCGACGCGACGUCAGAUCAGAAGACCCAACAAGAAACUGUAAACAAUAUUGAUCAAGAUGGGCAAAAAGCAGAGGAAACCUGAAGAUGGGCCUGAACCAGAAGGUGAAGAAAAUGAAGAAAAGAAAACCGAGGGAGAAAGUGAGGAGGAAGAAGAAGAGGUCUACCAAGUGGAGAAGGUUGUCGAUAAGAGGAUACACAAAGGAAGAGUAGAAUACCUCCUCAAGUGGAAGGGCUAUGGAGAUGAUGAAUCGACAUGGGAACCCCAGGACAAUCUAGAGUGCCCUGAUUUAAUUGAGGCGUAUGAAAAGAAGAUUCGAGAAAAGGAGGCCUUAAAGAGAAAAUCAGCCCAAAAUGUUGCUGCUGGAGAUGUAGCAGCAAAGAAAAGAAGGAAAGAAGAAGCUGCUGCAACCGAGAAGAGGAAAGACUCAUCUGGGCCUUCCAAAGAUGGCAAGCAGACGAAACAAGAUGAGAAAAAGUACAGAGGAUUUGACAGAGGGCUGGAUCCAGAGAGAAUCAUUGGUGCCACAGAAUCCAACAAUGAACUCUUAUUCCUCAUGAAGUGGAAAAACAACAACGAAGCAGACCUUGUGCGAGCCAAGGAAGCCAACCACAGGUGCCCUCAGAUUGUCAUCCAGUUCUACGAAGAGCGUUUGACGUGGCACAGUGAAGAUGACGAGGAGGACAAAAGAUAAAAGCACAGCUUCUUGGUCGCUCACAUCUUUUGUAAACAUCUUUUGUACGUCCCUAUUUGUUUUCCUCAUCUAUCAUCAAACUCGCUUAGGCACGUGAUGCGGAUACAGGGAAACCUCAAAGAAACAAGCUUGGAUAGAUGCGAACCAAACCCCAAGCAUUGAUUAUGCAUUCACCUUGGGAGGUGCUUCAUUUACACCAAAGAUACAGUUAAAGUUGACUUAAUUUUUUCUCCCUCCUGAACAAAAAAAAGAAACUUUGUGUACAUUGAUGUCUAUGUGUUUGACAGAGCAGGGAUCCUCUGAAAAGUUUUCAUGAAUGCAACUGCCUGCUUCUUAAAAGCCCCAUCUAUACUCGAUGUGGUAUACCAGCUCAACAAAGUGGAACUGCGAAAAAGCAUGAAUGAGCACCAUCCCCUUAGUAAUAUAACAUUUGAUAACAAAUGUACACAAGCACGUCUUAGGUAUUAUGUCAUUUACUACCCCAGACAUUAGCAAGAGUUGAGCAAACUCACCAAAAAUUAUUAUCACAACCAUCAUUUUCCUUGUUAUUUUGGUCUGAUCAAAGACCAACUUGAAAUAUCGGGGACAGCAAAGGAUUCAUGGAUGAUGGUAACAUUAUGAGACAAAAUACCCUAGGCUUGCCUACACACAGGGACUUUUCUAGCAUGCAGCUACCGUUUUCUUUGUCUUGCUAUUCAUUUACACCAAAAAUGUUUUUAGUUUGCUGUGACAGUUUUUGCUUUUAAAAAAAGGACCUUCGUUAACUCAAGUAUUUUUACGUUGAGUUAAACUGCUCUUAGCAGACUAUGUUAUGUAGGGUAGUAGGUGCCACCGGCUGGCAAUCUUUAAUGCGAAAACGGAUGUAGAGAUUUGCUUGUAAUGGGGUUUCCCUGUAUUAUUUGUUAAUAUGAAAAUGUCUUACUCUCCUUCUCCAUCUCUCUGUCUCCCCCUCUCUGUCUCUGUCUCCCCCUCUCUGUCUCUGUCUCCCCCUCUCUGUCUCUGUCUGUUGCUCUCACUAUGUCAAUAAAUGGAUAACUGGAUUGACAUGCUAUGAAAGGUCUCUUGUGACAAGCAUAGCUCAAUACUGAUUAUCACUAGACAUAAUCCAUAUGUUGAUCUGCAUCAAGUGCAUGUAGUAUUUAUGCAAAAAUUUUGAGAAUAUAAAGUCUGUCCAAAAAUAGGAAACUCCAUUGUCGAGUAUUUUUUCAUGUUACAUGUACAAUGGAGAUGUUCCCAAAUAUUUGUGGUGUGUACCUACUUUUCUCCUAAAUGACACCGAUAUUGAAAUAGAAACCGCAUGUGUAAGCUUUUUUUUCCUAAUAUCAUUCUUUCUAUUGUACAGGUUGUUUCUUUCAAUGUCUAUUUGUUUUUGUAAUCAUAUAUAAGGAGUUCUUGUUAUUCAAUGUAUAGAUGUGUCAUAUUUUUUCUACAAUCAGCAUUGUUUCUUAGUUUCAGUUGAAGAAAGAUUUGCCUUAUGUAUUUUCACUCUUCGUAUAGUAUGCACCGCUUUAAUACUACAAAGAAGCAUAAAGUAGACAGACCUCAAUACAUUCCAAAGAAACACUCGGCUUUCUAUGUAGGGUUGUGUGGGCGCUUUGUAUUUGUAUUUGUAAAUGUACUGUGUCAUGAAGCAUUUAAGUUCAAAUUGCUGCAUUUAUUAUGUUUUAUAAGAAAAUGCCAGAUGUAUUUAGUCCCCUUCACUCAGUUAAUUCGAAACUUUGAGCUAGGUUUCAACAUCUUUAAAGUCUCGGAUCAAAGAGAUGAUGAAGUUCCAUACUUUUUCAAGGAAUUACAAGAGAACAGUGAUUGCUACAUUGGAACUUCAUGAUAGCAAUCUGACAUAAAUAAUGCUAACUAUUGUUCUUUGUAUUGCUAUCUAAUUUUUUUUUUUUUUUUUUUUUUUUGGGGGGGGGGGGGGGGGGGGUGAAAUUCCAUCAUCUUUCCAGGAAUUAAAAAGGAAAGUAUGGCGACAGUGGUAGAUACAUUGGAAUUGCAUUGGAAUAUGCAUUCCUGCAUUACUAAUGUUCAUUGUAUUGCUUUCUAAUUUCUUUUUUAGGCUGUAACCUAACCUUAUCAUAUGUAGUCUCUGCAUGGUGAUAUUUCAACCUGAAUAAUCAGUGUAAAUUAAAAUCUUUGAAAAAAUUAUGUUUGUAAGUCAUAACCUGUUCUCCGGCAAAACACUACCGAAAUAGCUUUAAGAUCAUUUGUAAUAUGUUUGCAAUGAUGUUUGAGUGUACAUGUACUUAUCAGCUGUUGUGUAUGACAUUUUACACAUUUUAAUUUCUCCCUUCAUACAACCUUACUUGGUUAUUGACUAAUUACAGUAAUUUACACAUCCUAUAGUACAUAGCUGACAAUUCGGCCUAGUAAGGCUUUCUGAAUAUUUGCCUGGCUAUUUCAUGCAUUUGUGAGAUUUAUUACAUUCUUUUUCAAGACAAAAAGUUAAUAAUGAGGUUAAUAAAGGAUCGUCUCAGACAAGCGAAGCCCAUCUCAUAACUUUUAUGUUGUGCUCAUGGUUAAACAAAAAGGUUGGACCUCAACAAGUGCACUCCUUUUUCUACAAGAUCUACCAAUGCAACUGCUAUAUUCUCCUUGGUUUUUAAAAGAAUGCUGGUAUCCUUAGUCUUCAUGGUCCAUAUUCUACUCAACAUAAUGCUGGGCUCAAGCUUUUGUCAAAAUCUGGUUUAGCAAAGGAAGGUAGUCCGAGGUCCAAGUUUUUUGUCGCUGUACAUGAUCUUAAAGAUAAGUGAAUUACAUGUAGUAAGAUAUGAACUUGUGUCUUUGAAACUCAUUAUGUAGGUCACCAUUUAUAAAAUUUUGUUCCACCUUGCAAGCAUACCAUAAAUUAGUGGAUUUGUAUAUUGUGUAGAAUCAGAUGUUGUGUUUUUCCCGCCUGAAAGGAUUGUGAAGAUUGUUGUGCUGAAAUUUAAGAUUAGAUUGUUUUUUAACAUUCAUCCAUUUCUUAGUGGUCUCAUUCUUUAUAUUACGAAUCCCCUGUAAUGCACUGUAUAAGCUGUUAUUUUAGUGAUGAUUUAUUUUUUGUGAAUUAAAUGUUGUUGACAACAUGAAAAAAUGAGCUGGCAAUGCUUAUGUGAGAAUAUGCAUUUAUGAUUGUAAGUAGCCUGCGUUACUCAUCACAUAAAUAUUUGUGUCUCUGUUCUCGGUUAAAAUAUCUCAAUGCAAAAAUAAUAUCUUAUACAUUAUACAAAUAUUACUCAUCAGGUGCCAAAAGAUGGUAGUUAAGGCUGCACAUGUAUGCUUAAUAUAUCUAGUAUUGUUUAAAAAUGUAUUCUUGUCCAUUGCUUGCAAACAUUAAGCUACUAAAAACUGAUAUGUGAAUAGUGUUGAUAUCCGUUUUGCUGAGGGUUUUUAUUCCUGAAAAAUGUUUUACCAUGUGUAGUUUUAGUAAAUGGAAUAAAGUAAAGACAUAAAUCAUAA
Molecule: messenger RNA, 4258 nt
Organism: Strongylocentrotus purpuratus (purple sea urchin)
Lineage: Eukaryota; Metazoa; Echinodermata; Echinoidea; Camarodonta; Strongylocentrotidae
Product: chromobox protein homolog 1
Exons: 5
Coding region: 185-820 (211 amino acids)
Biological process (GO): negative regulation of transcription by RNA polymerase II; chromatin organization
Cellular component (GO): pericentric heterochromatin; nucleus
Molecular function (GO): chromatin binding
Source: RefSeq, a predicted model, not a curated record